AUGGUUUCUGAUGUUUUAUUAUCCACAGUAACCAGCCUGACUAAGCGCACAGCAGUGCGCUGCUUCGCCUCCCUGCCUCCAGUACACAAUCUUCCGCCGCCGCCGCCCAGGGAGUACAACGAAGACGGGACGCCGAAGAGGUACCGCAACGUCAGGAAGGUCUACGGUCACAAGUACAACUGGGAGCACUGGACGCUGAGGCCUGCCGGAGUGUUCCACACAGUGCUCGUCGGGGAGUUCGGAAGACAGCUGAACCCGUUUCUGGCCUGGUGCGGGCAGUUCCCGCCGAUGGUAAUAGGAGUUCCGGCAGCACUCCUCGUGUUCGUGCUGGCGUUCCUGCUGCAAAACUCCUUCCUCAUAGGAAUAAAGCCGAAGCGCUACACAGUGGAGUGGGUGAACGCGUCGAAGGAGCGCGCGUUGGCGGAGAACACGAACCCGGUGACGAGGUACCUGGACCGACGCAGAAGAGAGCGCGGCAUGAACUGGAUUCUGCAGAACUACCUCCCCAGCCACCCGUACUUUGCGCUUUUGGGCGAGUACUACCACGACCCGGACUACGUGAACACCGAAGAGUCGGGAGAGGAAGCGGUAGCAGAAACAUAA
This is a messenger RNA of Theileria orientalis strain Shintoku, 603 nucleotides long. RefSeq names its product Cg8 protein. The transcript is spliced from 4 exons. Bases 1 to 603 code for a protein of 200 amino acids. The record is from RefSeq and is a predicted model, not a curated record. Lineage: Eukaryota; Apicomplexa; Aconoidasida; Piroplasmida; Theileriidae.